CCCUCUAGUGCAUCGUUCUACAGUCUUAGGUGUCUGCAAGGCUGUGCAGGACUUCCAAGUUUUCGAGCGCCUACUCUGCAUCGUUCAAGCUGCCGUUGUAGCUUUCAAUCGUGUACACGAGUAGCGAAACAUGUCGCAGAAUCUGAGUAUCCUCGGGGAUCGGCAGACUGGCCAGGAUGUCCGCUCUCAGAAUGUCAUGGCAUGCCAGGCUAUCGCCAACAUUGUCAAAACCUCGUUAGGGCCUGUUGGUCUUGAUAAGAUGCUCGUGGAUGACAUCGGUGACGUUACGAUAACAAAUGAUGGAGCCACUAUUUUAAAGAUGCUUGAGGUGGAGCAUCCUGCUGCCAAGGUGUUAGUAGAGCUAGCUGAGCUGCAGGAUCGGGAAGUUGGAGAUGGAACAACUUCGGUUGUUAUUAUUGCCGCGGAGCUUCUUAAGAGAGCAAAUGACUUGGUUAGAAACAAGAUACAUCCAACUUCAAUUAUUAGUGGUUAUCGACUUGCCAUGCGUGAGGCGUGCAAGUAUAUUGAUGAGAAGCUUGCCAUUAAGGUCGAAAAGUUAGGGAAGGACACUUUGAUCAACGUUGCAAAGACCAGCAUGUCCUCCAAAAUCAUUGGGCCUGAAUCUGAUUUUUUUGCAAAGAUGGUGGUUGAUGCUGUUCAAGCUGUUAAGGCUACAUCUGAAAAGGGCGACGUUAGAUAUCCCAUUAAAUCUAUCAAUAUUCUGAAGGCUCAUGGACAGAGUGCCAAAGAGAGCUAUCUACUUAAUGGAUAUGCUUUGCCGUUAGGGAGAGCUGCUCAGGGCAUGCCUAAACGAGUGGGACCUGCUCGCAUAGCAUGCUUGGACGUCAACUUGCAGAAGACAAAAAUGCAAAUGGGAGUACAGGUCCUUGUGACAGAUCCUAGGGAACUGGAGAAAAUUCGUCAACGGGAAGCAGACAUUACCAAAGAGCGAAUUGAGAAAAUCCUGAAAGCAGGGGCAAAUGUCAUCCUUACUACAAAGGGUAUUGAUGAUAUGGCUUUGAAGUACUUUGUAGAGGCCAAUGCUAUUGCUUUGCGGCGAGUAAGCAAGGAAGAUAUGCGUCACAUCGCUAAGGCCACUGGUGCCACUCAGGUUCUAACUUUUGCGGAUAUGGAGGGAGGGGAGACAUUUGAUGCUUCUCUAUUAGGAACAGCAGAGGAAGUUGUGGAGGAGCGAGUAUCUGAUGACGAUGUUAUUCUUAUUAAGGGUGCAAUGAGUUCAAGAGCAGUAUCAAUUGUUUUGAGAGGAGCUAAUGACUACAUGUUGGAUGAGAUGGAACGCUCUAUUCAUGAUGCAUUGAGCAUUGUAAAACGUACUCUGGAAUCAAAUACUGUGGUUGCAGGAGGAGGGGCAGUGGAGGCAGCCUUGUCGGUGUACUUAGAAAAUCUAGCAACCACGUUAGGGUCACGAGAGCAGCUUGCUAUAGUUGAAUUUGCCGAGGCUCUACUUGUCAUUCCCAAAGUUCUUUCUGUGAACGCUGCGAAGGAUUCAACAGAAUUGGUUGCUAAACUGCGUGCGUACCAUCACAGUGCUCAAACGAAGGCAGAUAAACAACAUCUUUCUGGAACCGGGUUGGACUUGAUCAAGGGAGUAGUGAGAAACAAUAUAGAAGCAGGUGUGGUUGAGCCAGCCAUGAGCAAAGUUAAAAUAAUUCAGUUCGCAACCGAAGCUGCAAUCACGAUCCUAAGAAUCGAUGACAUGAUCAAAUUGUACAAGGAGGACGAUGGUGAACAGUAACUAUUCUAUUGUAGUUUAGAUCAGAUACGUAAUCUGAGAGUGAGAUUUAAUAGUUGCAAGUUAUAUCACAACCCCAAGGCCUUGGGGUCUUUCAGCAUAGCUGCUGCGUUGCCAUGAAUUUUAUGUACGAGACAUGAUUCCAAAUCAUGGACGGCGUUCAAGACAGCAACGUGAGAGGUGAGGAUCAGUGUCAGUGGAUGACAAUGUGGGGUAUCAGAGUCACACGGUUUUGGAUUCAUACCUCCAUUUCACUAUGAAAAACAUUAGAGGUAUUCAUUUUAGUUAACUCCUUUUUCUGAGGCAUGUGUUUUUAUCACUGAGAGCGUGUUCUUCAAAUCUAUUUUCUCUAUGUUUUUAUCAUGCAGCCUCUGUGGAUGCUGUUUUGGAAUCGACCUUAUGUUUACCAUUCUUGCGAA
Messenger RNA from Physcomitrium patens, 2172 nucleotides. Its product is annotated as T-complex protein 1 subunit alpha. Lineage: Eukaryota; Viridiplantae; Streptophyta; Bryopsida; Funariales; Funariaceae. Gene Ontology annotation, molecular function: ATP binding; ATP hydrolysis activity; ATP-dependent protein folding chaperone. The record is from RefSeq and is a predicted model, not a curated record. Gene Ontology annotation, biological process: protein folding.